ACUGGAGGCGAAAACACCUCUGAAGCCUCCCGGUGACGUCAGAGAAUCAGCUGCUGCCUGUCAUGUGACGAGCCCAACCCCGCCCCUCCAGUUUUGACAGCGUUCUUCUCCCGUAUGAGCGCGGUGAGUGUGUGGCCGCCUCUGUCCGCUUGUAUCCUGUGAGGGGGGAGAGAGAGGUUCAGUCACCUGGAGCGAAGAGGCACAAAGUGGCCGUAAAGUACGAUGCUGUGCUCCGGGCUGCUCUUGUAAAGCUCCACACGUGUGACCCAAACGGCCUCACCAGUCACCACUUAUGUCCCGCAAAGCCAGCGACAAUGUGGAGUACACCCUACGGAGCCUGAGCAACCUGAUGGGGGAGAAGAAGAGGAGGAAGCCGCCUCAGCCUCAGCAGCCGGAGGAGGGAGCCGGGGAGAGGAGCCUCAUAGCCGCCGACUCGUGCAGCAGCAUUAACAGUCAGGGCAGGGGGGGCUCCUCCUCAAUGACUGGGGGAGACCUGGAGCGGGCGGCCCGCCGGCAGUUCCAGCAGGAUGUCACCCCGACUUUUGUAUACGUGGUGUCGGUGUUCUCCGCCCUGGGGGGCUUCCUGUUCGGCUAUGACACUGGGGUGGUGUCGGGGGCCAUGCUGCUGCUGAAGAAGGACAUGAACCUGUCGGCUCUGUGGCAGGAGCUGCUGGUGUCCAGCACGGUGGGGGCGGCGGCCGUGUCGGCUCUGGCAGGCGGGGUGCUGAAUGGAAUUGUGGGGCGCAGACCGUGCAUCCUCCUGGCCAGCCUGAUGUUCAUGGCGGGAGCCGCUAUACUGGCCGCUGCGCGGGACAAGGAGACCCUGCUAGGGGGCCGGGUGGUGGUGGGACUCGGCAUCGGUAAGUAUGCAUCUAUGACUGUCCCAGUGUAUAUAGCGGAAGCCGCUCCCUCACACUUGAGAGGAAGACUAGUAACAAUUAACACACUCUUCAUUACGGGUGGACAGUUCUUUGCAGCAGUUGUGGAUGGCGCUUUUAGCUACCUUCCAAGAGAUGGAUGGAGGUACAUGCUUGGCCUGUCUGCAGUUCCAGCUGUGUUUCAGUUUAUUGGCUUUUUGUUUCUACCAGAAAGUCCACGUUGGCUUAUACAAAAAGGCCAAACACAGAAAGCCCGAAGAGUUUUAUCUCAAAUUCGGGGGAACCAAACAAUUGAUGAAGAGUAUGACAGCAUUAAGAAUAGUAUUGAUGAGGAGGAAAAAGGAGGUGCAGGCGGACCUGUUAUCUACAGAAUGUUAAUCUAUCCUCCAACACGUCGUGCUCUAUUUGUUGGUUGUGGAUUGCAAAUGUUUCAACAGUUGGCGGGCAUCAACACAGUCAUGUACUACAGUGCAACAAUUCUGCAAAUGUCAGGUGUGGCUAAUGACAGACUUGCUAUCUGGCUUGCAUCUAUUACAGCAUUUACAAACUUUAGCUUCACGCUUGUUGGUGUUUGGCUUGUAGAGAAAGUUGGUCGAAGAAAACUCACACUUGGAAGUCUUACAGGUACAACGAUGGCCCUUAUUGUCCUUGCUCUGGGCUUUCUGUUAUCUGCUCAAGUCUCGCCACCAGUCACAUUCACACCGACAGAUCCCCAAAGUCAAAAUUCUAGUUGCACAAAAUAUAGCUUUUGCAAUGGAUGUAUGCUAGAUCCCAACUGUGGAUUUUGCUACAAGAUUAAUGGAUCACAUAUUUUCAAUUCCUCGUGUAUCCCAGUUGACCCAAAAAGUACAGAAUAUUCUGCAUGGGGCAGAUGUACAAAUGAAUCCAGAUCUACAUCCGGUUCAUUUUGGGCUUAUAAUUACUGUCCAACAUCAUAUUCCUGGACUGCACUUAUUGGUUUAAUUCUCUAUUUAAUGUUUUUUGCACCUGGAAUGGGACCAAUGCCUUGGACAGUCAACUCUGAAAUAUACCCACUGUGGGCAAGGAGCACAGGAAAUGCGUGUUCUUCUGGAGUAAACUGGAUAUUUAAUGUGGCGAUUUCACUCACAUUUUUACAUACAGCGGAAUAUCUUACAUAUUACGGAGCUUUUUUUUUGUACGCAGGAUUUGCUUCUCUUGGACUUCUAUUCACUUAUGGCUGCCUACCAGAGACUAAGGGAAAGAAGCUGGAGGAAAUUGAAUCUCUGUUUGAAAAUAGACUUUGUACAUGUGGUAGCUCUGACUCUGAUGAGGGGAGGUAUAUAGAAUAUAUUCGCGUCAAGGGAAGUAAUUAUCAUCUUUCUGACAAUGAUGCCUCUGAUGUGGAAUAAUUUUCCUUGGCAGAUGCAUACCAAUCAUUUAACAACCGUCUGGAGAAGGACAGCUAUAGGUGACCUCACAGUCCUGCUUCUGGUCUGGUCCUCUGGAGAGCUUAAAAUAACCCUACCAAAAUCUUGUUUGUUACUGGUUUAGAAGGAUAUUUCAGUUACUUGAGAGCAAAACAAUUAUAUGUCGGAAAAUAAAUGGCUGGUCAUAUUUGGUUCUAAUUCCUCUUACAGUUGUUCUCUAAACACUAUUUUUAAAUCAGAAUUUAAGUUAAUUUUAAUUUUUUCAAUGGUGUCUGUAAAAUAGGACUAAAAGCUACGAUUGUAAAAUUUUUCAUUAUCUUACUUUAAGUCUUCCUUUUGUUAAUGCCAUAGCUGGGGGCAUUACCGUAAUAUGCACAUGAUCAAAACUUAUAGGCCGAAAAAUAUUGCAUAGUUUAAUCUGACUGUGAUCAGAUAUACACAAACAACAUGUUGUAGAAACUGUUCCUUCGAAUUUUGUUUAAAAUACCAUUUGAAAUGUAAUUUUUUACAAUUUCAGCUUUGUUACUGAAGGGUAGCUUUUUGCAUGUAAUAAUAUUUCUAAAUAUUUGUCAAACGACCAGACACAAAGCAUAUUGAUAUUAGGAGGCAAGAUUAAAGGAGAAGUAUAGUUAAAGCUUUUUUUGACCAUAUUUCUAUGGAUUACAGGAGUGCAGUUCAUUCUGCCUGCUGUCGGGUCACAGAGUCUGUCCAGGCUCUGAAAAGAUCAGCCCAGAAGCCUGGAUCAGCACCUGACUCGGCAAUCCACUGAGAGCCUGAGCCAGCCUCUCCCACCCUCUCCACAGCCCAGCACUCCAGUGAGCAUUGGAGGGGAGAGCAGAGAACCAUGACCGCCAGAGCGGAGGUGAGAACUGAGCGACCAGUGGUGUUUGAUCGCUCAAUUCUUACUGCAGAGCCAGCGGGGGACAAAUCCAGCAUCAGAUCAAUGCUGUAUCCACCUAGGUGUGUAUGUUUAUUUUAUUUUUUUUUAAUCAUGAAUAAGCGCAGCAAAAGUUAUAAUUAUGAAAAAGUCUCUGUGCCAAAGUUUAACAGCAUUGUGUUGAUCUUUAACACAAAUCGCUACAGCUAUCACAUUAACUUAAGUGUUAGCAGAAUAUUUUUGUUUAUUACAGUUGCUGUAGACACACUUUUCCGGUUUACACAGAUUAGACAGAUUAAUAACCAAUAGUCAUUAAAAUCCAGAUUGCACAUUAGGAACUAUUGAUACAAGAGGCACAGUAUUUGUUUUUUUCCAGUGCUUCCUUAGAAUGUAGGAAACAUUUUGGCCUUAAAAGGGAAUGAUGAUCAAUGUUUUUUUUUGUUGUAGAAAAGUAAAUAGUCUUAAAAUUUUGAUGUAUUUGAACUUAGAAAAAAAACAAUGUAAUGACUUAUUGUCACUAUAUUCUUCAGAGCUCUUUCAGUCUUCUUUGGGAGGCCUUUUGUUAACCAUUUUAUACCACUUAUUUUUCAUAGACUGCUGCUAAGAGCUGAUGAGGGGCGGCCAUGUAGUUUAGUGGUUAGCGAAUAUGCCUUGCAGCACUGUGGUCCAAAUCUUGGCCAAGACACUGUCUGCAUGGAGUUUGUAUGUUCUCAUUGUGUUCAGGCAGGUUACCUCCAGGUACUUCGGUUUCCUCCCACACUGCAAAAACAUUUUUGGUCGGUUAAUUGACUCCUAUCUAAAUUGUCCCUAAUAUGUGUUUACACAUUAGUGAUGCACAUGUGUUAUCACAUUGUGCAUGUCAGUCCCAAGCUGAGCAAUUGAGGAGGGUAAGGAAUGACCUGGUAACCUAGCUUGUACAAAAAAAAAAAAUUCAGCAUACAUCACCACACAUACUCUAUCCAGGCUGACGUUUAUGAACUUCAGU
Molecule: messenger RNA, 4128 nt
Organism: Rana temporaria (common frog)
Lineage: Eukaryota; Metazoa; Chordata; Amphibia; Anura; Ranidae
Gene: SLC2A13
Product: solute carrier family 2 member 13
Biological process (GO): transmembrane transport
Cellular component (GO): membrane
Molecular function (GO): myo-inositol:proton symporter activity
Source: RefSeq, a predicted model, not a curated record